GGUGUCACAGCACGGUGCUGCCCGGUGCCCCGGAGCCGCAGCGGGCCGGGCAUCCGCUCCGGCGGCGCCUCGGCUCCCGCCAGCUCCGACUAUUCGCCGCCUCUCGCCUUCCUCCUCCCCUUCCUCCCGCUGCUCCCCGGGUGCCGGCGGAGGGGCAGCGAGAGGGGCUGGCGGGGCCGCGGCGGCGGCGGCUCCCGCGGGACGGCGGCCCCCCCGGCCCGGCCCCGGAGGGCGGGCGCGGGCUGCACCUGCCGGGAGGCGCCGGGCGCUCGGCGCGGCCGGGCUCGGCGGGGCCAUGCCGGCAGCCACGGCGCCGGGGCUGGACGUGCCCAGGACGGACAGCGGCGUCCCCCGCGGAUACGCAGGGCAGUGCAGCCGUGUCUUCCCUCCACAGCUCGGCACACUACAGAUCAUUCAUGGCAACGGCACAGCUGUGGGGACAGUGGUAACGUUCCAGUGCUCUGCCGAGCACCAGCUGGAGGGACCGGGUGUCAUCACCUGCAUUUGGAAAGGGAACAGUACCCAGUGGACAGCUGGAGUGCCUUCCUGCAAGCCCAUAUCAAAAUAUGAGACUUUUGGAUUUAAGGUCGCAGUGAUUGCCUCUAUCGUGAGCUGUGCUGUCAUUCUGCUGAUGUCCAUGGCUUUUUUAACUUGUUGUCUUAUCAAGUGUGUGAAGAAAAGUGAAAGGAGAAGGACUCAAAGAGAUAUGCAGCUGUGGUACCAGCUCAGAACUGAAGAACUAGAGCACAUGCAAGCUACUUACUUUGGUUUUAAGGGAAGAAACAAUAACAAUAACAAUAAGAAACUCAGGAAUAAAUCCGUAUUUGACAAUGUGACUAAAAUGGCAUAUGAUAACCAAGGCUUCUACAGGUUCCAGGAAGAGUGGACUCGUGACAUCAUAGCUCCUGAGUGCUGCAAAGACAACAAUCAUUUGCCUGAGUUAACCAAGAGCAGUAGUGCACCUGUGAAACAAGUUGUACCAGGACACAACACUGCGGUACAGGCAGUGAAUUCAAUGCAUGUCGUUGAAGUCUAUGGACAUAAGGAUAGUUAUAACAAACCGAGCUAUCAGAUACCUGGAUAGCUGGUGUCUGAAAUGCAAUUGCUUUUCUGGACCAAAAUGAAAUUUGGAUAGAAAUAUGUGCCUUAAAGACAGAAUCGAAAGUUAAUUAUUCAUAUGAAUUUGAAAGUUUUCUAUAUUACAAGAUGGUUAUUUAACAGAAAUGCUUCAAGGUCUGAUACAAAUAAAAAAAAAAUAAUAUCGAGGCUGGUAGUCCUUAGCCAUUCUCUAUGGUGUGCUAUGUAUUGUGACCAUGACAAAAGCAUAAUAUCAUUCUUCUGUGCAUCUAGAGAGAAAUGGUAGGCAGUUUGUAUAUUUGCCCUAUACAAAGUCACUGAUGAUAAUUACAUAUUCAUAAGAUUGCAACCUUCUUUUAACAAGUGGUUUUUGUAAGCAUUUCAGAAUGACAAAUCCCCCAUAUUUUUACACAAUAGUAUGAUAGAACCGCAAUAAAAUUGUAAUUAAAAGCCCCUGUUGUUUUGUA
This is a messenger RNA of Tyto alba (common barn owl), 1544 nucleotides long. RefSeq names its product sushi domain containing 3 (gene SUSD3). Gene Ontology annotation, cellular component: plasma membrane. Bases 296 to 1084 code for a protein of 262 amino acids. NCBI's taxonomy places the organism in Eukaryota, Metazoa, Chordata, Aves, Strigiformes, Tytonidae. The transcript is spliced from 5 exons. The record is from RefSeq and is a predicted model, not a curated record.